UACUGGGGGUCAGGUGGUUUUCUGCAGCUAAAGUACUCACCUGUACUCACCUGUCAGGUACUCACCUGUACUCACCUGUCAGGUACUCACCUGUACUCACCUGUCAGGUACUCACCUGUACUUACCUGUCAGGUACUCACCUGUACUCACCUGUCAGGUACUCACCUGUACUCACCUGUCAGGUACUCACCUGUACUCACCUGUCUUCUCCCUGCAGGUAUCGCAGAUCGCUGCACAGCUGUGAAAUAUCACUUCUCUCAACCAAUCAGACUGAGGAACAUCCCUCUGAACCUGACCAGGACCAUCCAACAGGACGAGUGGCAUCUCCUGCACCUGCGGCGCAUCACAGCCGGUUUUCUCGGCAUGGCGGCGGCCGUCCUGCUCUGUGGGACCAUCGUUGUGUCGGUCGGGUUCAUCUGGGAGGAAAGUCUGACGCAGCACGUCUCUGGAUUACUGUUCCUCAUGGCAGGGAUCUUCUGCACCAUCUCUCUGUGUACGUACGCAGCCAGCGUGAGCUACGACCUCUCCAGAAACCCCCCCUUCAUCUACGGCCUGCCGGCUGACGUGGACCACGGCUACGGCUGGUCUCUCUGCUGCGCCUGGGCUAGUCUGGGUCUCACCGUGGCCUCCGGAUGCCUCGGCACCGCCUUCCCCUUCCUGAGCCGGGCCGGAGCUCUGCACUCCAAAACCGCCCGCGAGUCCUCGGUCUGAGCUCGCCAAGCUGUCAAUCAAACAGAGGUCUGGACCUGGUUUAUGUGACCCGGGGUCCUGCACGGGCUUCUUGACCUCCAGCGGUUUCAAAGGUGUCACCUGGCCGCAGUGACGAACAGGUGCAAUCCGGUACACCGUGACAUCAUCGUUGGGGUUGUGGUUACAGGUGUCUUUGACCUAGACCAGAAACAGAGGGGACAGGAAAACUGUAGGAGCUAGCAUGCUAACAGGCUAACAAUCAGCAUCCAAUCAGCAUCCUUCUUCUCUGCUUUUUUUUGUUGUUUUUUCUUCUCACCUGCAGUUUCUAAAACAAGAACAUAAAGGAACACGUAACCAUGAACACACCUCCAGGAUGAGUCCAUCAGCCUGAAGGGGUCCCGCACUUUAUAAAUCCAGCGUAGAAACCAGAAGACCCCAAAAACCUGCAGCUCCACAUCUGUCCAAGUGAAAUCAGUCUGAAGCUUUUUUUCCCACAAAGCUAGCGCAUCAUUUUCUUUGGCUUAUUAUCUUUUGUAGCUUUCUCAUAUUUAAGUCUUUUAAACUUAAACUAAUCUUCAGGCUGUAAAGAACCCUCAGAGAUCUUAACCCCCGAACCUGUAAAUACUAAAAUGAAACUAAAUCAAUCAAAAUGUAAAGUAAAAGUAUCGAGUAUCACCAUAUUAUGUUUUGUUGAGUCUGUAUUGCUUCUCAAAAAAUGAUGUUCUUUAUACUGUGACGGUUCUCCUACAAUUAAGAUCAAUAUACCGCCUCGCUUGCAGUAUCGUAAUAUAUUAUGGAGGUAUUUCACAUGUAAAUGUAUACAAGUAUAGUGUUUUUUUCUACCUGAUCAGAGAAUAUAUGAAUUAAUUGAAGCAGUGUUGUGUUGGAGCUCAAUGAGGAACCUCGUGUUUUUGUCUGGAGAACAUGUGGAACAUCUGUAAGAGAAUAUUGCAGAGAACCCUUACUCAUCAAACACUGGACCUGAUUCACCAGUCAGCUGGUCUGAGAUCAGAGCCUCACACACACAGGAAGUCCAGGGUCUGAACAGGUGAUCCAGGUCUGAACAGGUGAACCGGGGUCUGAACAGGUGAACCAGGGUCUGAACAGGUGAACCAGGUGUAUAAAUAAAUGCUAAAUGCUGCUGCUUGGU
Molecule: messenger RNA, 1840 nt
Organism: Anarrhichthys ocellatus (wolf-eel)
Lineage: Eukaryota; Metazoa; Chordata; Actinopteri; Perciformes; Anarhichadidae
Product: transmembrane protein 178A
Exons: 3
Coding region: 364-711 (115 amino acids)
Biological process (GO): negative regulation of osteoclast differentiation; regulation of cytosolic calcium ion concentration
Cellular component (GO): endoplasmic reticulum membrane
Source: RefSeq, a predicted model, not a curated record